CUUUUGUAUUUGUAUCAACAAAUUGCUGUUUAAUAUUUACAAUUUAACAAUGGAGCUGCCGCUUUCCGACUUUAAUUUGCGUGAUUUGGUGCGAGAGUUAUGCGGGCGUAACCUGAGCACUGAAGGCACAAAGAUUGAGCUGCAAAAUCGCCUGAUGGAAGCGCGCAACGAAGAAGCCGACGCACAGGCACAGGGAUUCAUAAGGCCAGGCAGAGCUCCAAUCUCUAAAUUUGGCGUAUCCGUGCAGCCAGACGACUUUGCUGAAAUAAAAAGCAUGAACGAUAACGAAUAUGAUGUGUUCUCAGGAAAGGUGCGCUGGCGGCUGCGACGCGUGCACAGGGCUUUCAAUAACGAUGGCCUCGAGUAUUAUAAUCCAGAUGUGCUGCAUCGCAUCGAUCGUUCAAAUACAUAUUCCCUAAAUGUGGGCGAGCAUUGGGUGCGAAAGGAACCGUAUAUACAUAAGAUCUUUGUUAUAUUUGUGUCACGCACUAAUGAGGAUGAACAGCGUCUUUGCUAUGCACGCAGCAUGGCCAGAGCACGCAAAAGAAAUAUGACUGCGGAGGAAUUGCAGCAGCCCUUAAUUACUAAGGAGGAUGUUUGUCGUGUCAUGGUUAAUAUAAUGCUUGAAAUUGAGGGCAACAGCAUGCAAAACUUUGUUGCCAUAGUUGCUGCCAAGAACAAACUGAACAUGGCUGCGUUUAAAGAAUUGUUCAUGGUUAGCGGAUCAGAGCUGCCGCAAAUUGUUAAUGACACAUGUCACCUGAGCAAGGUGUUCCAAAGUAUGUUCUGUGCCAAGUCUGCGCAAUGUCUGGCGCGCAUGGAGUAUGAGCUGUUUCAUCAAAGCACCUACAUGGAUCAGCUGCAAAGGCUCAGUCAGAACUUUGCACAAAAUGUCGAUGCUCAGGCGCUGUUUAGACUUUAUAUAUCUUCGAUACCAACUGUUUUGGUGGAUAUGUGGAAAACGGAGGAACAUCAUGACAGGCCUAUAUGCUUAGGGCUGCUAAAUAACGAUAGAUUAAAUUGUUAUUGCGCUCAAGUGCAGAAUGAAGUGCCGCCCAUAUCGUUAGAGGAUUGUACAGCAGGCGGCGGUUUGCUGCAAUUGAUAAUGUUCGAUGCAUUGUGGUGUCUUGCCGAUGGUUAUGAGGCGGAGGAGAUAUAUGUCUAACAAUAAGUUACAAAGAAGUAAGUCAAGUUCACUUUACUUCUUUGAUAGUUCUAAGAUAUGAUCUUGAAAUGCAAAUGAGGUAACACCUCAACGCUCUCGAUUAAAAAGACAAUCAGCAUGACGGCAAAUGUUGAU
Molecule: messenger RNA, 1300 nt
Organism: Drosophila busckii
Lineage: Eukaryota; Metazoa; Arthropoda; Insecta; Diptera; Drosophilidae
Product: maker69
Exons: 4
Coding region: 50-1165 (371 amino acids)
Source: RefSeq, a predicted model, not a curated record